Psylliodes chrysocephalus is the source of this 1775-nucleotide messenger RNA. Lineage: Eukaryota; Metazoa; Arthropoda; Insecta; Coleoptera; Chrysomelidae. The record is from the annotation of a GenBank genome assembly.
AUGGCUUCGAAAAGAAAACGUGUUGUGCUAUCGUUAGCGGACAAACUGAAAAUUAUAGAGCAACUCGAUAAAGGUGUAACGGGUAAGAAGUUGUCUGAGAUUUAUGGUGUUGGACAAGCAACAAUUUCUGACAUUAAAAACAGCCUACCGUCUGAGAAAAACAAAAAAAAAGAAUCUGAAGAAAAUGAGAAACAAGAAUAUGGAGAGGAUGAUGAUGAUGAAGAUGCGUUGUCACUAGAGGAAAUAAGAAAAAUGAUUGUAAAAAUUCCUGGUUGUACAGAAAUUAAUCUCAAAUACAGUAAAUCUUACCAAAGGAGGAACAACAGACUUGUUGCAGUUAACUCCACCAAUAAUGGCAUUAUCUUAUUAAGGAACGGCGUGCGUCGGCGUCCCGACGCCUGGAAGGCGUCCGUCAAGCGCCAAUGGAAACAAACGCAGGGUGGAGUCUCUCUUAAUUUCAACAUUUACAUACAAUUCGGAAGGCACAGUUUGAUUUUAACUGCGUUAACGAAAAGCCCGCAAAUGGCAGGGCCGUACUUACCCUCGUUACCAGGGGAUCUUCUCACAGAGUAUAUGUUCGGAAGGAGACGGCAACGAAGGAACAGAACGACGUUUAGUCCGCAGCAACUGCAGGAGUUGGAAGCACUGUUUCAGAAGACACACUAUCCGGACGUGUUUUUGAGGGAAGAAGUUGCGUUGAGGAUCAGUUUGUCCGAAGCUAGAGUUCAGGUUUGGUUUCAAAACAGAAGGGCAAAAUGGAGGAAACAAGCAAGGUUACAACUUCUUCAAGAUGCGUGGAGAAUGCGCUGCUUAGGAAUUACAUCACCGCAAUUAAUAUUAACAGGCAGACCUCCAGCCCCUCCUCUCUCGGCAAAUCCGCAUGACAUGCCAGGCACACCACCAGAAUACCCACCAAGUAUGAAUCCGAACAUACCACUAUCAUGUAACUGCUCUCCUGGAGCAGAGAAUAGAAGUCCUCAAAGUUUUAGGAGUUCGCCAAGUCCUUCACAGCUAUCUCCUGGAGGACCAGACGAUCUGUCGUUAGCCAAAAAGACAUCUAUCGAUGAUAGUUUGGAAAUGAAUAAAUGCUUGACUUCAAAUGAAAACCAUCGAGAUCCAGGAACGGUGCAGUAGAAUAUAUUAAAAUUAUUUUUGUAUUAUAGUAAUGUUAUAGUUAUAACUUAUAACAUAUCUAGUUUAUAUCAAAUUCAAAUAAUUUUUAGUAGUUGCUUUUGUUUGGGUUCAGAAAUAUUAAACAGAUAAUAAAAUCAAUGAAGUUGAAGGGCAAAAUCUUAUACAGUAUUUGUCAAGGUAUUUAUAUCAUAUUUCUUUUGAUUCCAUGCUAGAUUGAAUUUGAUAUAAACUAUUAUAAACGAGUAAAUUAUUUAUUAAUAUGUACAUUAUUAAUUUAUGUGGAUGAUAAAUACAUACAGCAAGUUAUUUAUUAGUGCAUGGGUCAGUCCACUCAUUUUCUUUUGCACUACAAAUCUUCUAUUUCUAAUUCAAUUAAAAUGAAUUCAAAUAUCUAAAAACUAUUUUAUCCGGUUGCAGGAACCAUUCUUAAAUCUCUCAAAAGCUAAUAAUUCCAUAACGGUUUUGAAUUGUAUGCCAUUCACACCGAUCACAUAUUAAAGCUCCUUCAAAGUCGAUGGAGACCACAAAUUUUAAUGAACGUUGUUGCAACUGGUGAUUUUUUAAAUUGUUAUAAAUUUUACAAUUUUGAUAUUAUUAUGAUCAUGUACAGUAAAUAUAUAAUUAUGUAAAAUGAAUAGAUG